Messenger RNA from Bombyx mori (domestic silkworm), 1484 nucleotides. RefSeq names its product protein Wnt-6 (gene Wnt6). The coding region runs from base 370 to 1425 and encodes 351 amino acids. Gene Ontology annotation, molecular function: frizzled binding; cytokine activity. The record is from RefSeq and is a predicted model, not a curated record. The transcript has 6 exons. Gene Ontology annotation, cellular component: extracellular region. Gene Ontology annotation, biological process: canonical Wnt signaling pathway; neuron differentiation; cell fate commitment. NCBI's taxonomy places the organism in Eukaryota, Metazoa, Arthropoda, Insecta, Lepidoptera, Bombycidae.
CUGCAUAUUGCCGUAUCCCCACCGUUAUUGUUAAUCACGCGAAGCCUAAUCCGCUAAAAUCUUAGCCAAAAUAGCGCGAAAAUCGGUUUUGCGCUGCGCGUGCGGCGGGGUGGGCCCAGGUGAGCGUCAGUCCGCGCCGCGAUCUCCCGCCGAAAGGGAUCCGUGUACGUGACACGCCGCGAAAUUUCGAUAGCGUUUUGAAAAUCGUCGAUUCGUUUUCUUUGUAAAAAGAAUUUUAAGAAAAAGAAAAAAACGAACAAAAAUCGACAGGUUUCGUUGUUAAGGAAAGAAAAAAAUGAGAUAUCUUCGCCUCGACGACUAGGAGUACGGUUAUGGUUGUAGAUAAAAGGCAGUGAUGUCUGACAAGAGAUGCGGCCUGUCGUUAUCGCCGCUUGUCUGCUGCUUCUCGCGCCCAUCACGGAUUCCUGGUGGGCGUCCGGUAGCGCUGUGAUCCUGGAUCCUCGCAUGGUGUGCAAGAAAAAUCGUAGGACACGAGGUAGACUGGCUCAGAUCUGCAGAAAUGAAACCGGCUUGGUGAAGGAGAUCACUAAGGGCGUAACCUUGGGAGCCACCGAGUGCGCCCAUCAGUUCAGGAGCCGCCGCUGGAACUGUACUACGCAGAGGCGGAGCAUGAGGAAAAUAUUAAUGAGAGAUACGAGAGAAACUGGUUUCGUGAACGCCAUAACAGCGGCUGGUGUCACCUUCUCCAUCACAAGAGCUUGUACUGCUGGGUCUCUUCUGGAAUGCUCCUGCGAAAAGGGCAUACCAAAACCUCGUCGUGGUCAUGAUCCGGUGGACCCACCGCCGACACAAGAGUCCAAGAACAAAUGGCAAUGGGGCGGAUGCAGUGACAACGUACGGUUUGGCCUCAAGAAGUCCAGAGAAUUCAUGGACAGUCGCUACAGGAAACGGAGCGACAUUAAAACUCUCAUCAAACUACACAACCACAACGCUGGGAGGUUGGCCAUUAAGAACAAUAUGAAGAUAGAGUGUAAAUGCCACGGACUUUCCGGUUCCUGUACCUUAAGGACUUGCUGGUGGAGAAUGCCUACAUUCAGGGAAGUAGGAGAUAGACUGCGUGACAGAUUUGAAGGUGCCGCUAAGGUGAUUGCCAGCAACGACGGUGACAGCUUCAUGCCAGAGAGCCCGAGCAUAAAGAAGCCAGGCAAGAAAGACAUUAUCUACUCAGAAGAGUCGCCGGACUUUUGUGCGCCAAAUUUGAAGACCGGCUCUCUAGGCACCCAGGGAAGACAGUGCAAUAUCAGCUCUGCCGGCACCGACGGUUGUGAUCAAAUGUGCUGCCGACGAGGCUACGUGGAAACAACCAUUAACGAAACGGAGAACUGCAACUGCCAAUUCAAAUGGUGCUGCGAAGUUAUAUGUGAAACAUGCAACGUAAAACGAAACAUACAAACAUGCCUUUAAUGUGAUAGAUAAUUAUGUAUUUAAUGUUUAUUAUUUUUAUUAAACAAAUUAUAAUCCCA